UGCGCCAUGGCCACGGACGCAUGCGCCUCCGCUCGCCUCCUCAUGGAUUACGAGACGCAGCUCUUCCCUUACACCGGGGGCUACGGACGCUACAACCGGGUGGUGGUCGUGUUCAGCUGGCUGCCCAACUUCGCGGUCAUGCUGAGCCUCUUCAGCGACGUCUUCUUCACCUUGCUCCCGGACUCGUACCACUGCAGGCCGGACCCGCAGCUGCUGCCCUCCACCUUCCUCCUCAGCAACUUCUCCAGGCAGCGCAUCUUCAACCUCACCAUCCCCUGGGUGAACGGCUCCGGCCUCAGCCACUGCGAGCUCUUCAAGUACCCGGCCAACACGUCGGAGCUGGCCGACACCGUGCCCAGGGAGAGGGUCUCCUGCACCCGGGGGUGGGAGUACAGUAGCUCCGCGGGGCUCCAGAGCAACUUUGUCACCGAGUGGAACCUGGUUUGCAGCGACUACUGGAAAAUCCCUUUGCAGCACAUCUGUUUCAUGACCGGGUGGAUUCUGGGAUACAUCUUCAUCGGUACAUUAUGUGACUGGUUGGGUCGUCGGCGAGGUUUCCUCCUCUCCAUCGUUCUGUCCAGUCUGCUGGGCGUCGCCGUAUGUUUGUCCAGCAGCGCGGUGGUGUUCCUGCUGCUGCGUCUGGCUCAAGGCGCCAUGCUCGCCGGGGUUCUCCUGUCCUCGUACAUCGCCAGGCUGGAGCUGUGUGAUCCUCCUCACCGGCUCAUGGUUGCCAUGGUCAGCGGCUUCUUUGCCGUGUUUGCAGAGCUGCUGUUGCCAUGUCUCGCUCUACUGUGCCGAGAUUGGCCCAUUUUGCAGGCUGUGAUCACGCUGCCUCUGCUCCUGCUGCUCUCCUAUUGGUGCUGUGAGUCCGUGUUUCCUGAGUCUCCUCGCUGGCUGCUGGCCACCGCUCAGAUCCCUCAGCUGAAGAGGAGCCUCCAGGAGUUCUCCACCCGAAAUGGUGUUUGUCUGCAAGAUGACAUCUACCCUGGUGAAACUCUCCUGUCAGAGAUCGAUUCAACAUAUGGAGACGAGUGUCGACCGAGCUACCACUCAGUUCUGGAGCUGCGCGGGUCUCGUGUGAUCUGGAAGAACUGCCUCAUCCUCAGCUUCACUCUGUUAAUUGGAACAGGCAUCCAGUACUGUUUCACCAGAAACCUGCACCGUUAUUCCACCAACUUCUACUUCAGCUACUUCCUCCGAGUCAUCACCGGAGCGCUGGCCUGCAUCUUCAUCUGUUUGUCCGUUAAUCGCUUUGGUCGCCGUGGUAUUCUCCUGCUCUCAGCUAUCAUCACUGGGCUGUCGUCACUGCUGCUGCUGGCCCUCACUCAGUACCUGCGUGGAGGCCUGGUGCUGGUGCUCUCUGUCGUGGGCCUGCUGUUCUCCCAGGCUCUCGCUAUGCUCAGUGUGUUCUUCGCCUGUGAGGUGAUGCCCACUGUCAUUCGAGGUGGAAGCCUCGGCCUGGUUCUGGCAGCGGGUUGUGUCGGCAUGGCCGCCUCCUCCCUGAUGGAGCUUCAGAACAACAGCGGCUACUUCCUCCACCAUGUCAUUUUUGCCUCCUUCGCCGUCCUCUCCGUCCUCUCCAUCAUGCUGCUUCCUGAAAGCAAACGCAAGCCGCUACCUGACUCCCUGAAGGAGGGCGAGAACCGGCGGCGCCCUCCGCUCUUUCUGGCCCGGCCCGACCGGGACAACCUGCCUCUGCUGUGCAGCCGGCCCCCUCUGUCGUCUUACAACCCAGACAACUACUCCCGCUUGUUUUCAGCCACCAGGAAGAUGUUGACUAAAGACAAUUUGCCGUAUCGGAUUUCUCAGCCAGUUCUCUCCCCUCUGCUGUCGAGCAGUGACACACAGGGACAAGACAAUGAGACACAGAGGGCGGAUGUACCUUAAGAACCUCCUCUGUGAAAACGUGGAUUAUCCCUCCUCCUUCAUACCUCUGAUGGUUUUACCUUCAUCCUUUAGUGAAUUAUUGUCUCAGGCACUGGACGCUCCUCACACAGCAGAAGAACUGGCCACAGCUUGGAUUCUUUGAACUUUAGAGCGAUAACUCCAAGUUUGUUCUCAGCAAAAUAUCAGUAUCUUCCUGUUGUGUUUUACACUUGAAGCCGUUACUGUGUGGUGAUUUUUUUUCUCCUGUGGAUUCAGCUUUUUCUGGAGGCUACAAAGGCCUCUGCUGAACUGUGAGUGUGCACAUUGUGUCUCUUUGUGUUGUCGACUAAUUUUUUAAAAGGUUAAAACUCCUCUGGAAAGUCCAGGUGAGGUCACGCUGCUUGAUCUGAGGUUGGCAAUUGUUUUAGUUUCCCCCAGAGAAACUCGCUCCACCGUGCGGCUGCUGUAAAUCAUCAAGGGAUCAUUUGAGCGUCGGCCCUUUGUCCAUUUCUUAACAACUCAUGCACUUUUCAUUAAGUCUGUUCAUCUGAUUCACCAGCAGUGUCUCCAUGCUGAGAGGACACACAAGAGUGGUUCAUGCUGUGGUAGUGGAAGUCCUGUGUUGACCCAGGAAACCCACAAGAGGAUGCUAGAUGAUACACUGGUCACUGGGAAUCACUAUCAUGUGAUAGACAAUAUCACAAUGUUAUUAUUAUCAAUAGGAACAAAACUUAAGUCCAAAAAUACAUUCAUAUAUUUAAUUUGUGAUGUGCAAGCACUGUGAGGAGGUAAAGCACAUAAUUCAUCUACCUCAGAUUCGUAAAGUCUGUUAUUCUCUGCUCACAAAGAUGAGUUUAAAACCACAACCUUCACUCAGGAGUCAAAAUCUGUAUUUAAAUGAAAAGAAAGAAAAAUGUGACAUUAUCAAUAAAGAUAUUGUAUAAUAUUUUUCCAUUUUGCCCAGCCCUAAUUUAUUCCUUAGCAUUUUAAUGGUGAAACCACUAAGAAGCUCUGAUAAUCAGAGUUUUUCUCUUUUAAGUAUUGAACACAAUGUAGAGAUCUGUGUGAAAAUGAACACCACAUACAAAACAGUAUUUUAAAGGUGCAAUUUUAUAAAAGUCGGCCUUAAACCCCUGAGUCUGUGUUCUUACACGUUUCUCCGUAUUUAAUGUUAGAAACGAUGAGAUUGACAGUCUGAAAAGUGAAUGUAAUUAUGUCUACGCUGUCGCUGAAAGGAUGUUGAACUCCUCAAGGUGUUUGUGCCUGUGCGUGCGCUACAAGAAAAAAAACAUAAAGCGUCAGCCUUCAGAAGAUGUUACUGUUAUAUAUAUUUUUUCAUUGUUUUACAAUAAUUCAACUUCAGUGUGCAAACAUUUGUAUGAAACUGAUUUUACAUUUUGUGUUUAUUUGUCUACAAUAGGAUUUUGAUGUUAAAAACUGUAGGAAUUAAGGAA
Molecule: messenger RNA, 3320 nt
Organism: Limanda limanda (common dab)
Lineage: Eukaryota; Metazoa; Chordata; Actinopteri; Pleuronectiformes; Pleuronectidae
Gene: slc22a31
Product: solute carrier family 22 member 31
Exons: 9
Coding region: 7-1887 (626 amino acids)
Biological process (GO): transmembrane transport
Cellular component (GO): membrane
Molecular function (GO): transmembrane transporter activity
Source: RefSeq, a predicted model, not a curated record